UUCCGGUUAACACUCCCCCCCCACCCCCGCUUUGAAGAAGAAACAGUCGAGCUAGUGAAUUCGGGUCAGGCGGGGUAGCGGACGCCGCGCUUGCGGGGGCUUUUUGACCGUUGCCUGGGCAUUUUAUCGGACCGCUGGGAAACCCCGCGGCUGAGCUCGAGCGGAUCCCGCCCGCUCUCCUUUGUUGGGCGCGUCUCUUUCUGGAGGGGGCGCUGCCUUGACCCUGCUCCCGCAUGUUUGGCCUCUACCCGGUGUGGGAGGCAGUGGUAGGGAAGCGGAUGGCGCUGCCUUCAGUUCAUAGAUGCGUCCAACUCAAUCAAGAAAAUCAGCUGCUCCUUAAAAAGCUGAGGCAUGUACGCCUAAAAAACAAGCAGCUGGAAUAUGAUGUAGUGCAGCUGCAUGAUAAACUACAUGAGCAAAAGAAGUGCUUGCCUGCCUGUGUCACAAGAAAAGAUGUGCAGAUUCAAACAGAAUUUCACUUGUACCAUAAAGGUGAUGGGGUUCAUCACAAAGAACAUGAUGUACUAAAGGAACAUGCCAGAGUGCUUCAGAUGUAUAAUGAACUGAAGAAAAGGUACAAUAAAGAAGUCAAAACAAAUCAAAGACAAAAUGAAACAGUUGCAAUGCUGUCUGGUAAAAUUAAUGAUCUGGAACACCAACUUCAUUUAGCAAACCAAAAGAUAAAUGCCUUGGAAUAUAAAAAAAAGGACAAAUUUGUUUCAAUUCAGAGAAGAAUGUCAUCUGACAAAUGUAUGUGCAAAAAGAAGGGAAGCUGUUCCUGCAAAUAUUUAGACCAGCUGCUUUUUGAGACACAGCGACUGAAGAUGGAAAAUGAAACUCUCUCCAAAGAAAGAAGAAUGUUAAAAAAUGAGCUUGCGGCAUUAGAUAAGGAUUUCUUUGAUGAAAUAGAAGACUUAAAAUAUGCUCUACAAGAAGCCAUAAAGCUGAAUACCCACUAUGAAAAGUGUUUAAAACAGUUAAGUUCCACUUAUGGAAUCACUCUUACAUCAACGUUGACAGCUGGCAAUCCUCGUACAUCUUUGUGGAAAUAACAUGCUCAAUCAAGAUGAUUAUUAAAGUAUACUGAGUACACAGAAAAAUAAACUCUCAACAGAGUAACUUCUUAAUUUGUGCAAUAAAAUCAUGACACCCA
This is a messenger RNA of Pantherophis guttatus, 1153 nucleotides long. RefSeq lists its product as uncharacterized. The record is from RefSeq and is a predicted model, not a curated record. NCBI's taxonomy places the organism in Eukaryota, Metazoa, Chordata, Lepidosauria, Squamata, Colubridae.